Drosophila novamexicana is the source of this 938-nucleotide messenger RNA. It is a transcript of the gene Cpr67Fb, whose product is annotated as pupal cuticle protein Edg-78E. Gene Ontology annotation, cellular component: chitin-based extracellular matrix. The transcript is spliced from 2 exons. The record is from RefSeq and is a predicted model, not a curated record. Bases 534 to 905 code for a protein of 123 amino acids. NCBI's taxonomy places the organism in Eukaryota, Metazoa, Arthropoda, Insecta, Diptera, Drosophilidae. Gene Ontology annotation, molecular function: structural constituent of chitin-based larval cuticle.
AAACUUAAAAUAUCGACAGACCAAAGUAUGCAAAUUUAAGUUAGUACUUUCUGCACCUAAUAUAAAAUAGACUUACCUAGAUAUCUAAAAUAUAAGGCAUUGUUGUUAAAGCUUAGCAUAAUAUCUUAUGAAGAUGAAUAGCCUAUACAUGAUGAGCAUAUGCAUGGGCCAAAGAGUUAUGGCCUUUACUAUAUGGAAUAAAUAUGCAUUUUUUUAUGCGUAAGACAAUAGCAUAGAAAAACGUAAAAUUAAACUACGUUUUUUCUAUAAACACAAAUAUGCCACUGCAGUUCGUUCGUUCGUUGAACGCGGUCAAUUUCAUAUUUGAAAUGCGUAAAUUAAUAAUUCCGUGCCAUAAAAACAAAUAUUAAAAUAUGCAUACUUACGAUGGAGCCCUUGUGUUGUAGGUGUAGGUCACAGUUCCAGCUAAGGCUGAUAUAAAAGUCUCGUCUAUUUGAUUUCGACACCAGUAUCACCUGCAGUAGCCAUCUGUGCACUACGAAUAGCCCGAGCUCAGCAAAUCACAAAUCAAAAUGUACAAAGCCACUCUUAUCCUUGCGGCCCUAUGCCUUAUCGGCAGCAGCGGUGCAGUCGACGAGUCGGAUGCCGUUAUCACCAAAUAUAGAUCUGAGAUUAAUGAGGACGGCAGCUAUAGCUAUGAAUAUGGGACUUCAAACAACAUUCAGGCCGCAGAGAGUGGAGUGGGAAGUGCCUAUGCUACAGGAUCCGUACAAUACAUAGCUCCCGAUGGACAACCCAUUAAUCUGGAGUACACAGCUGAUGAAAAUGGUUAUCAGCCAAAGGGCGAUCAUUUGCCAACACCUCCUCCAACUCCAGAUUACAUCUUGAGGGCAUUGGCAUACAUCGAGGAGCAUCCUUUCACAAGAGUUCAGCUCAAGAAAUAAGAUAAUGUAGUAUAACGCAUCACCGUGCUUAGA